AUGGACUUGACUUUCAUCUCCAUCCACGACCUUACUCCUGACGCUCGCGUCCUCUACUCCUCGGAUUCCAUUGUCGAUGUCCUGGGCUGGACUCCAGAUGAAGUCGUCAAUCGCUCGUGCUGGGAGUUCUUCUCCGAAGACGAACUGCCAUUCGCCCAAGCAUUCCACAAGAAGGGUGUACAGAUGGACAAGGCCGCUGUGCUAUCAUACUGCCGGGUGAAAAACAAGGAGGGCCAAUGGACUGGUGUCGAAUGUUGCUUCACCAUUGUCUAUGAUGUUAUGAUCGUUUGCACCUCCAUCUACCGAAGGGGGUCUCCAAGUCAAAAACGAGCCGAAGAGGCACCCAUCAUUCGCCGUCUAUUCUCGUCUUCACCACGAGACCCACGUUACCACAUGUUGUCACACAUCUCGGACAAGUUCAGAAGACCUGUCCAGAAGGAGAGGCACGAACCUCGAGCCGCCUUGUUUCUGAAUCGUUUCACUCGCACCUUGACCAUCAUGUAUGCGACAGCUGGCCUUGAGGAAAUUCUAGGCAUUCCUGCCGAAUCCAUGAGAGGUCGUAGUUUCUACUAUUGCAUCUCCGAAAACUGUCUCCAAGAUGCUAUUAAGUGUCUCGAGAACGCAAAGGCGAACGACUCGAUAGCCUACCUCCGCUUCUGGUUCCGGGAUCCUCGUAUAGAUGAUGACGCCACGACGCCGAUGGACGAGGAAAGUGAUGAUGAGAUGACCGCCAGCAGUGUGGACCAGGAAGUUGGCGGUGGUGUUCACAUCAACGGCUCCCAUUCAGCCUCUGAAAGUAUGGAUGUUGAUCCAUCAGACUACAUAUCUAAUUCCAGGACCACAUCAGGGAACAGCACGGACGCACACGACACCCACUCGGCCAUCUUUGGAGAUUCUAUGGCCGAGGAAUCAUCAGCCGCAUCAUCCGUCAGUUCACCGGAUGGCAGCACUAGGCCUCAGAUUAACCGCGAGCCGAUCGAGCUCGAAGCCGUCAUCUCAUGUACAUCCGAUGGUCUCGUAGUGUGUCUACGACGGGCGCGUCCAAUGCUUCCUACCUUGUCACGUACGAGACACAACAACGGCCUUUUUGCUGCUCCUUGGGCAACAGAGCCAAUUCUUCCUCCAAUGGAAGCACGCCCACAGCAAGCCUUUGCUACAAACUUUGCACCGUCUUUGGGACCAUUCAGCGCUCAUACAGACCAUGUCAGAGCUGGUGGCCCUGCCCAGGACGACUUCAUGAACUCAAUCCGCGAGCAGGCUAUUUUCGCAUGGGCGCUCACUGGAAUCAACGGUGCGCUUCACCAAUAUGGUGUCAACAAACCCCACGGAGAGUCUUUGCCACUUGAAGGUCUUGAAGUCUGGGAGUCUGAUCCAUAUGCUCAGUCUGAGAUAUUUAGAAGUGACUCUGGCUCCGGGCUUGACGGCAUGACAAAGAGUCAUAGUCCGGCACACAUGUUCGGCGAUCCUGGCCUUGAUGGCUACAGGAAGAAGUAG
Aureobasidium pullulans EXF-150 is the source of this 1494-nucleotide messenger RNA. RefSeq lists its product as uncharacterized. The coding region runs from base 1 to 1494 and encodes 497 amino acids. NCBI's taxonomy places the organism in Eukaryota, Fungi, Ascomycota, Dothideomycetes, Dothideales, Saccotheciaceae. The transcript is spliced from 3 exons. The record is from RefSeq and is a predicted model, not a curated record.